This is a messenger RNA of Arachis duranensis, 405 nucleotides long. RefSeq lists its product as uncharacterized. The transcript has a single exon. Bases 1 to 405 code for a protein of 134 amino acids. Lineage: Eukaryota; Viridiplantae; Streptophyta; Magnoliopsida; Fabales; Fabaceae. The record is from RefSeq and is a predicted model, not a curated record.
AUGGCUGUAGUUAUGCAGGCGACAACCGAGGCACUAGGUAAUCAGAUAAAUCAGGGUAAUCAUGGGAACAAUAAUGAUGAGUGUGGUCCAAUGACACUUGCUACAUUUCUGAAAGUUCACCAUCUGACUUUUAGGGGAACCUCAAUUCCCACUGAUGCAGAUAAUUGGAUUCAGGCUAUGGAAAGGGCGUUACAGGCACAGCAGGUUCCUGAGGAGCAAUGGGUUGAAUUUGGAACUUAUCAGUUGCAAGGUGAAGAUCAAUAUUGGUGGCAGGGAACACGACGUAUCCUGCAGCCUGAUGGUGCUGCAGUUCCUUGGGAGGUUUUCCGGGCAGAGUUCUAUAAGAAAUAUUUUUCUAAUUCAGCCAGAAAUGCCAAGGAACUUGAAUUAAUGCAGUUAAAAUAG